Macadamia integrifolia is the source of this 1647-nucleotide messenger RNA. Its product is annotated as protein shank-like. The record is from RefSeq and is a predicted model, not a curated record. NCBI's taxonomy places the organism in Eukaryota, Viridiplantae, Streptophyta, Magnoliopsida, Proteales, Proteaceae. Bases 145 to 1149 code for a protein of 334 amino acids. The transcript is spliced from 6 exons. Gene Ontology annotation, cellular component: nucleus.
AGACAGACAGAGAGAGAAAGAGAAAGAGAGAGAAAGGCCAGAGAGAGAAGAGAGAGAAGAAAGAAAGAGAGAGAGAGCAGGCCAAGGAGGGAACCGUUUGAGUUUCCGUUUUUUCAGUUAUUAUAUGAAACUUCAACCACAACAAUGGUGUCGGACCAAGAAAUAGCAAGCGGGGUGGAAUCGGUACUCCGUCAAUCUGAUCCUCGAGGUGUUACCUCUCUCAAUGGCGUUGUUCAACAGUUGGAGGCGAAGCUAGGGUUAAGUCUUUCCCACAAAGCUGGCUUCAUCAGAGACCAGAUCGACCUUCUUCUCCGUUCACAACCCCAGCAACAUCCUCCUAAGGACCAUUUUGCCCUUCAACAUCACCCUCAAUAUCAGAAUAACCAUCCCCAAAUCCCUCAACAUUUCGCCCUUCCCCUUCACCGCCAUGAGGAGCUCAAUUUUCGAAGCGCUCCGCCGCCGGCUCAGCCACAACCACCGCCGGUGACCAAAGUUGAUGCUUUUGUUCAGAAUGUCGCUGCCCCACCUGCCCCUGAAGUACCCAAAGAAGGUGCUCCAACUGGAACCAAAAGAAGAGGUGGCCCGGGGGGGCUCAACAAAGUUUGUGGUGUUUCACCUGAGCUACAGGCCAUUGUUGGUGAGCCAGCCCUGCCAAGGACACAGAUUGUGAAGCAAUUAUGGGCUUACAUAAGGAAAAACAAUCUCCAAGAUCCAAGCAAUAAAAGAAAGAUAAUUUGCAAUGAUGCACUGCGUGUGGUGUUUGAAACAGACUGUACUGACAUGUUCAAGAUGAAUAAAUUGCUAGCCAAGCAUAUUAUCCCUCUUGAACCCACAAAAGAGUCAAGUCGAGAUUCUAAGAGGACAAAGUUAGAUGUGGAGUCUGCAGUUGAAACUACUGAACCAGUUGUACCUUCUGUGAUAAUAUCUGAUGCCCUUGCCAAUUUUUUUGGCACUGGAGAAAGGGAAAUGCAUCAAUCGGAAGCUAUAAGACGUGUCUGGGAGUACAUUAAAGCUAACCAUCUGGAGGACCCCCUAAAUUCGAUGGUGAUACUUUGUGACUCAAAGCUUCAAGAACUUUUUGGACAUGAAAGUGUUUCCGCAUUGGUGGUAUCAGAGAUGCUGACUCGCCAUUUCUUUAAGCGAUCAUGAUGUCCUGUAGUGUUGACUGGUUGGUGUAAAGCGUCAAUGCUGACUAGUCAGUUCUGACACUGUAGCAGAUACUUAUUUAAAGGACACCACUUUGUUUUUAUGUGCUGUGGUUGGUUAGAUAUUAUGUUCUUCAGACUCAUUUAUGAGCAAGAUGAAAGUGUAUUGGGCCAAUGGUGAGGAAUAUGUUGUAGUUAACAGUUAACACCAUGGUUCUUGGAUUCAGGUUUUCUACUGAUGUCAGGGUACAGUUCCUUUAUUACCUAUUUCUAUCCACCUAAAAGCUGGAAAAGGGUAGGUAACAGGAAACUUUUAGGGUUUAAUUAGAGCUUGAUACUUACAUCCACUGAAUGUUUAAUAUUGGCUACAUGGUCCGUCGUGUUGCUUGCAGUAUAGUAGCAAUUUUUUGACAUAGAAACAAGCAUUGUCAAUACAGGUGAUGUAAAUUGUCAAUACCCUUCACUCUUUAGAAUGCCUGUGUUCAAUGUAUUUUGCAUCGUA